CACCGAUGCCGUCCAAUCAGAUCCCGCCAAAGCGAGACACCGCCAAGAUCAGAUUGUGAGACGCGCUGCUGUUAGCACUGCUAGCGGAGAGUGGAUAGAAAGAGCUAACAAACAGUUUGCUAACUUUGUGAGGCGCACCGGGUCGGAAAAGUGACAAAAAAAAGAUCAUUUUCCUUUUAGCCUGAAGCUCAACUCCUCCGGUCCUUUGGGAUCAUGGCUAAAGAUGCUGGUCUGAUAGAAACAAAUGGAGAGCUGAAGGUUUUCAUCGAUCAGAAUCUGAGCCCCAGCAAAGGUGUCCUAUCUUUGGUUACUGUCCAGCCUACAGCAGCUCCCGUGGCCAAACAGUUACUACCCAAAACUCUUGGGCCAUCCAAUGUGAAUAUUGCUGCACACAUGCAACAUGUGCCACACAUGGUGAUCGGAACACCACAGAGGCCUACGAUACCCAAUGCCAUUUUGGUAAACAGUCCCCAUACUCCCAGUUCUCAGUUCCUUGCUCAGAGUCAACCUUCUGACGCCUCUCCCUGGUCAUCAGGGAAACGAGGUAAAAAAGGAGAGAAGAAUGGAAAGGGCUUAAGGCAUUUCUCCAUGAAAGUGUGUGAGAAGGUGCAGAAGAAGGGAGUAACCACCUACAAUGAAGUGGCAGAUGAGCUGGUUGCAGAAUUCAGCUCUGCAGACAACCACAUGUCACCCAAUGACUCGCAUGUGUAUGACCAGAAGAACAUUCGGCGGCGUGUGUACGAUGCACUCAAUGUGCUCAUGGCCAUGAACAUUAUCUCGAAAGAGAAGAAAGAAAUAAAGUGGAUAGGCCUUCCCACAAACUCAGCGCAGGAGUGCCAAAACCUAGAGGUGGAGAGACAAAGACGGCUGGAGAGGAUUAAGCAAAAACAAUCACAGCUUCAGGAGCUCAUACUACAGCAAAUAGCUUUUAAGAACCUUGUUCAGAGGAACAGACAGACGGAGCAGCAAGCAAUCAGACCUCCACCUCCCAACUCCAUCAUCCACCUUCCGUUCAUCAUCGUCAACACCAGCAAGAAAACGGUCAUCGACUGCAGCAUCUCUAAUGACAAGUUCGAGUAUUUGUUCAAUUUUGACAGCAUGUUUGAGAUCCACGAUGACAUCGAGGUGCUGAAGCGGAUGGGCAUGGCGUGUGGUCUGGAGGUUGGGAAAUGUUCUCCAGAAGAUCUGAAGGUCGCACGCAGCCUGGUGCCCAAAGCUCUGGAGCCCUAUGUUAUAGAAAUGGCCAAGGGUCCUAUCAGUAACGUCUACAUCACUGGAGGGUCCUCUGCCAAUGGAACACGUUACCUGCGAGCAGGGAAUGAAGGCACUGACGGCACCAUGGCCUCCAGCUCAAAUGACUCUCACUACAGCGGCUCUCGUGUGGAGACUCCAGUGUCUUAUAUGGGUGAUGAUGACGACGACGAAGAGUACGACGAGAACGAGGACGAGGACUAAAAUCGUCUAUGCCACGCCACUCCAACAAGCACAGCCCCCCCCCCCUCCCCCCACCUUUAUUGUGGGAAUUUAGGUCCCCUUUUUUUGUGUGUGUGCUUCUCA
Molecule: messenger RNA, 1557 nt
Organism: Labrus bergylta (ballan wrasse)
Lineage: Eukaryota; Metazoa; Chordata; Actinopteri; Labriformes; Labridae
Source: RefSeq, a predicted model, not a curated record